Molecule: messenger RNA, 6025 nt
Organism: Oryzias melastigma (Indian medaka)
Lineage: Eukaryota; Metazoa; Chordata; Actinopteri; Beloniformes; Adrianichthyidae
Gene: atrnl1a
Product: attractin-like 1a
Cellular component (GO): Golgi apparatus
Molecular function (GO): protein binding
Source: RefSeq, a predicted model, not a curated record
GGGAGGAUUUGAACCGGAAACACUCAGGUGAGGUUGGAGAACUUAGUAUGAAUAAAUGCGUGGAGAAUUUUUAUAUUUUUCAUGAUUAAACUUGAGGGGAAAAAAAAUAAUUAUUAGCAUUUUGAGUAAAAAAAUGCUUGGUUUCAUUCAGCUACUUUCUCCUAAAAUACCUUAAAGUAUAAUAAAUAUAAUUGUCUAAUUGAUUCGAGUCCGUUUGUUCUCUUUCCUAAAAGCUCCAGUCGAAUGAAGCCACAGGCUUUGUCUGAUGUUCAUGUGAACCGCCCCUUUAAUCUCGUGCCCGCGCCGCUCGUGCUCGUGGCUUUGUGCAGGACUUUCCCCGUCAGGAAGCAGCUGUGCAUCAGAGGCAGAGAGAGGAGCGUGCGUGCGGGCUGGAUGUCGCAUCCUCGGACGGCGGAGCCGGAGCGGCCAGGGCGCGCGUCUUUGUCUGGGAGCGCAUCCAGCGGGGGAGGGGGGGCGGCGCUGCUCCGUGAGCCGCGAGCUUUCACUCGGAUCUGCGGGAUUACAGCCUUUUAACGCGCAGGGAGCAUCAUCCGGUCACGAAAGCGCGGUUCUGUCCUCCUUUAUCACAGUGGAAGUUAUCCGGUGGAGUUGCGGGGACGCGCCGCUUCCGCGCGCCUUGGAGGAGCUUUUUAUUUAUUUUUUUGUUGUUUUGAAAAUGCGCUUCUGUUCUGGUCAUUAAAGUUUGAUCUCCGCGGUCCCGGCUGGCCGCUUGGCAUGCUCUGACAGCGCGUAACCACCGCCUUCCCCACCGGCGCUGUCACAGGUAACCGGGUCUCCUGUGACAGCUGGUCGGCUCACAGCCUGAAGAGUCCUCCUCACAGCUGGAAUUUAAAAUAAAACCAUGAAUGAAGCGAGCAGGCGGCGCGCGCGCACCUGGAUCUACCUGGAUGUGAGGAAGAGCUUCCUGGGAGCGCUGAUCUUUCUCCACCUGGUGCUGCGCGCAGACGCGUCAGCGGCGCACAAACAGUGCGACAAAAGCUGCUUUUCUGGGAAGUGCGUGAACGGGACGUGCGUGUGUGACCACGGCUGGGACGGGGAUCAGUGCCAGCACUGCCAGGGAAGAUUCAAGUUAACAGACCUGUCGGGCUCCCUCACCGACGGACCAGUGAACUACAAAUACAAAACCAAAUGCACUUGGCUAAUCGAGGGAUAUCCAAACACAGAACUCCGGCUGCGCUUCAAUCACUUUGCCACUGAGUGCAGCUGGGACCACAUGUACGUCUUCGACGGCGACUCCGUCUAUGCCCCUCUGAUUGCCGUCUUCAGCGGUCUGGUGGUUCCUGAAACCCGAAGGAACGAGAGCAUCCCUGAAGUGAUGACGACAUCCGGCUACGCUCUGCUGCACUUCUUCAGCGACGCCGCCUACAACCUCACUGGCUUCAACAUCUUCUACUCGAUAAACUCCUGUCCUAACAACUGUUCGGGCCACGGCCGGUGCAGCGCGGCGAGCUCCAUGGCGGGCCGCGUGUACUGCGAGUGCGAGGAGUACUGGAAGGGAGAGGCCUGCGACAUCCCGUACUGCAAACACAACUGCGGCAGUCCCGACCACGGCUACUGCGACCUGACCGGAGAGAAGCUGUGCGUCUGCAACGACAGCUGGCAAGGUCCAGACUGCACUCUUCCUGUCCCCUCCACCGAGGCCUUCUGGGUACUCCCCAGCGUCAAGCCGUCGGCCCAGUCUCUGGGCCGAGCGUCCCAUCGGGCUCUGGUGCAUUCUGGAUUGAUGUGGGUGGUGGGGGGCUAUUCCUUCAACUACUCCAACUACCACAUGGUCCUGAACUACAACCUGGACAGCAGCACGUGGGACGCGGUGGCGGCCGGCGGCGGGACCCCCCUGAACAGAUACGGACACUCACUGGCUCUUUACAAGGACGACAUCUACAUGUUUGGCGGGAAGCUGGAAGCGGGGGCGUACAACAUAACGGAUGAGAUGUGGGUGUUCAACAUUCCCGGGCGCACCUGGUCGCCACGGAAACUCGGCCCACCCCCGCCCUACGCUGUGGAAGGCCACACGGCUCACGUGGUGGAGCUCGCCGACGGAGAAGCGGUGAUGCUGGUGUUCUUCGGCUACUCGCCCAUCUACAGCUACAUCAACAAAGUUCAGGAGUACAACAUCCGCUCCAACUCGUGGCAGGUGGUGACCACCGGCGGCGCGGUGGUCCAGGGAGGCUACGGCCACACCAGCGUGUACGAAGAGGCCAGCGGCUGCGUGUACGUCCACGGGGGAUACAAGGCGCUCAGCAGUAACAAGUAUGGGCUGGUGGAUCACUUGUACCGUUACCACGUCAACAAGAAAACAUGGCUGGUUCUCAGAGAGAGCGGCUUGGCCCGGUACCUCCACUCCGCCGUGCUGCUGAGCGGCGCCAUGCUGGUUUUUGGGGGAAACACUCACAAUGACACGUCUUUGAGCAACGGAGCCAAAUGCUUUUCUACUGACUUCCUGGCGUAUGACAUAGCUUGUGACAGGUGGACAUCCCUUCCCAGACCGGGGCUGCACCGGGACGCCAACCGGUUUGGACACUCCGCCGUGGUUAGCAACGGCUCCAUGUACAUCUUCGGGGGCUUUUCGGGAGUCCUUCUAAACGACGUGCUGGCUUACACGCCGCCGUCCUGCCGGGCUUUCUUAAGCCCCGCCUCCUGCUUUGCUGCUGGGCCGGGCGUUCGCUGCCUGUGGGUGGACGACAGAUGCGUCCCUUGGGAGUGGACACAACCUCUUCAGAGUGUUCCUGCUCCUUUCUGCCCUUCACGACCCGACAGCUCGGAUGAAGAGUGUUUCCGCUUCCCCGACUGUGCGAGCUGCACCUCCAACACUCGCGGCUGUCAGUGGUGCGAGGACAGAAAGUGCAUCUCCGCCUCCAGCAACUGCACUGUGCUAACUCUGGAGCUGGCCCAGCAGCAUGGCGGCGCUCUGUCUCUGUCUCCUCCUCCGUCCAUCUUGUCUGAACAUCAGCUGAGCUUGUGGAAGCAUGGAGCCCGGAGGAUGGGACAUUCGGUGAAGGACGCGUCCAGGUGUAAGCGCAGGGAGGAGCAGGAGUGUUUCCGGCUGGCGAACUGCAGGAGCUGCUCCCUGAACAUCAACUGUCAGUGGGAGCCUCAGCAGCAGGAGUGUCAGGCCUUGCCAGAGCUUCUCUCCAUGGGUGGGCCUGAGGAAGAUCAACGUGUCGUACUGGGGCUGGGAGGACGCCUCACCCUUCACAAACACCAGCCUGCGAUGGUUGCCAGGGGAACCGAGUGACUCUGGCUUUUGUGCCUACUUGGAGAGAGCCCAGAUGGCGGGUCUCAAAGCCAACCCCUGCACCGCCACAACCGACGGUUUGAUCUGCGAAAAACCUGCCGGAAGGCCGCAGAGUCUUAGCGCUCGUCCCUGUAAGACGCCCUGCGCCCUCCGCAGCAGCUGCGCCAACUGCACCAGCCAGGCCAUGGAGUGCAUGUGGUGUGGCAGCACUCAGCGCUGCGUGGACUCCUCAGCAUACGUCAUCUCCUUUCCCUACGGCCAGUGUCUGGAGUGGCAGACCCAGGACUGCUCUGCUCUGAACUGCUCAGGUCUGCGGACGUGUGCGGAGUGUCUGCAGAGAGCCGAAUGCGGCUGGUGCGGCGACCCCAGCAACACCGGCAGGGGCGUGUGCAUGGAGGGUUCUUACCGCGGGCCCCUGAAACCCGCACACCCGCGGCCCGGAUCCAGGGACAGAGGCAGACUGCGAGACGGGGACAUGGUGGUGGACCACAGCCUCUGCUCCACCGACAGAGGCUACAACUGGGCCUUCGUGCAGUGUCCCGCGUGUCAGUGUAAUGGACACAGCAAGUGCGUAAACGGCAGCGUGUGCGAGUUCUGUGGGAACCUGACGGCAGGAUCGCACUGUCAGAGCUGCAUGCCCGGUUACUAUGGUGACCCCACCAACGGAGGAAAGUGUCACGCUUGCAAGUGCAACAGUCACGCCAACGUGUGCCAGGCCAACACAGGGAAGUGCUUCUGUACCACCAAAGGGGUCAAAGGGGACCAGUGUCAGCUAUGUGACUCAGAAAACCGUUACCUUGGUAACCCUCUCAGAGGAACCUGUUAUUAUAACCUAUUGAUCGAUUACCAAUUCACCUUCAGUCUGCUGCAGGAGGACGACCGCUACUACACCGCCAUCAACUUCAUGGCCACACCUGAACAGGCCAACAAAAACCUGGACAUGUCCAUCAAUGCAUCAAACAACUUCAAUCUCAACAUCACCUGGUCUCUCAGCUCAACAGCUGGAACCAUCUCUGGUGAAGAGAUGCCCAUUAUAGUGAGGACCAACAUCAAGGAACACAAAGACAGUUUUUCAUGCGAGAAGUUCAACUUCAAGCUUCACCACAACAUCACCUUCUUCGUGUACGUGUCCAACUUCAGUUGGCCAAUCAAGAUCCAGAUUGCCUUCUCUCAGCACAACAGCAUCAUGGAUCUGGUCCAGUUCUUUGUCACUUUUUUCAGCUGCUUCCUGUCGCUGCUGCUGGUCGCUGCUGUGGUGUGGAAAGUCAAACAGACCUGCUGGGCCUCACGGCGAAGAGAGCAGCUGAUGAGAGAACGCCAACAGAUGGCCAGUCGUCCCUUUGCUUCGGUUGCCGUAGAGCUGGAGGUGGGUGGCAACCAAGAGGAGCUACUCCAGGGAGUGCCGAAGCCUAUAGCCAUGGAGCCGUGCUGGGGGAGCAGAGCGGGCGUCCUCACCGUACUGCUGUACCUGCCCAGAGUCCCUUCUGGAAUACCCCCACCAGGACAGUCUGGCAUUGCCAUAGCCAGCGCUCUGGUGGACACAUCACAGCAGCGAGUUUUGGACUUUAAAGAAAGAGGCCUGGGGCUAAAACACCGCAAGCACAUUGUGCACCAUCAAGGCACCUGUGUGUGAACAAAGAGACAACAUAUCCAUGGUGACUGUCCGAGGGAUUUCACACGGGCAAACGCUCUCUGAAGACAGGAGCCUCUAAGAACACUACUUCGAUGAAGAGCGUGGGUUUGGACGAGUGCCUGUUUCUCCCAAAUAAAAAGACGUUUGCGCCCCCUCUUUGUUUUAUGAGUCACGUAGAGGACUUUUUUUGUUGUUGUUGUCGAUGUCGCCCUCCUCCAUGUUUAGCAGAGUGACUGUAAAGGUGUGUUAUCGUUCACAGCUUUGGGUGGAAGUCUUUUCAAGCUCCUGCCAGUCGGUGUCAGUCGGUCCCGCCGGUGGAAGUCGACGAAGAACAAAGAAAAACCAAACAAAACGGCCCCAAGGAACAAACCAACUCAGGACGCACUAAAAGAAAACCGAAAGUUUGUGGAGAUGCUAUUCCAAUAAAGUCUGCUGUUGAAGAACUGCAUCUUAUUGCAAAGGUUGUUGUGAUGAAAUGAUGUUUUUUUUUAAGUGUGUAAAAUAUUUUCCUUUACGUGAUUUGAUAACUGCUCAGGUCCUCAAGGAUGGAGGGAGUCCGUUUUUCAGUCCUGCAAGGAAAAGGCUUUAACCUAAAACUGGAUCCUCUUUAUAUUAUUAUUAUUAUUAUAUAUGAUGAAACUUUUCAUGCAAACAGAAUGUUAAUUCUGGGCAGCCAAGCGACUUGAACGCUGGGAUCAAACUACCAAUGCCAGUCACAUGACUCAUUUACUACUGUGAAGGUACACUUCUUCUCAUGACUAACUUUAGCAUAUCACAACUUGGGCUAUUUAUUAUUUAUGCAAAAUCAACUGACACAGUUUUUUACAAAUGCACUUUUAUUUCGUUUUAAACUAACAAUAGUGUCCCUUCUUUUUGUAAUUUCCUUGAUCUUUAAAUGUCUUGUAUGCAAAAGAAGAAAUAAAACCACCAAGAUUUAGUGACGUGAGGCGUUUUCUCCUGACCAGGUGUGUUGCACUUUCCUUUUAAAGUUGUAUCAAGUGCACACUCAAGUGUCACUAUGCAUAUGUGUGUUUUUGCACUUUUUUUGUUUUUGCUGAGACUGGACCAGCGGCAGCUCAAAAAUACCAGUUUGUCAUUCUGUAAGAAAUAAAACGUUUUGAUGCCUCUUUGUAUUU